AGAUUUUGUUCAUUCUUAAUUGCUAGGGUUUCUAUCUCUCUCGUAUUCUGCAAUCGCGCACACACACCUGAAUUACCCAAAUUAUUUGACUUAUUUAUUUGUUUUUGCUACAAAUUCGUGCUAUUUAAACGGUGAAUCGAGGAAAAAUAUAGAUGGCACCGAGGGUGACGAGGAGGACUGCGGCUGGGCCGGGCAGCAAGCGAGCUAUGCGGGGUCGGGCCGCGGCGGCGAAGGUACUGGAGGAGGUUGUGAUUAUGGAGGAAGUGAGGGUUGAGGAGGAAAAGCCGCCGGUACCUCUGGAGGAGAAUGGGAUGGACCCGGCAGUAGGCAUGGAUGAGAAUGAAACAAAGCCGUCUAUGUCUACUGAAGACAAAGAGACGGAGGCUGAGGGGGAUGCUGAUACAAACGUUCAGAAUGAGAUUGAGGAUGAUCCUUCCAAGAAGGACACUUAUGCUAAAGUAUCCAUUGAUGAUUAUGAGAGAGAUGAGCGGUUGGACUUGGAGGAUAAUGAACCUGAGUAUGAACCUGAAGAAUAUGGAAGUGUAGAUUAUGAUGACAAGGAAAUUGAGCAAGAUCCUCAAGAAGACGAAGGUGAACCGGAGGAAGAUCCUGAAGAAGUGGAUGUUGGUGAUGACGAGGGUGACUUGGUUGAGGAAGCGGUAGGUGCUCCUGAAGAACUUGAACCUGAUGAAGAAGAUGAGCAUGAGGGGGAGGGUCAUGCUGAGAUGUAUGAUGCUGCCGAGCAAGAAGAACAGCAUGAAGUUGUAAAGGAGAGACGAAAGCGGAAGGAGUUUGAAAUUUUUGUUGGCGGAUUGGACAAGGAUGCUACUGAGAGUGAUCUUAGGAAAGUUUUCGGUGAAGUUGGUGAGGUUACUGAAGUUAGACUUAUGAUGAAUACUCAGACAAAGAAAAACAAGGGUUUUGCUUUUCUACGUUUUGCAACUGUGGAGCAAGCAAAACGAGCUUGUGCUCAGUUGAGAAAUCCAGUGGUUAAUGGCAAGCAGUGUGGUGUUAUUCCUAGCCAGGACAGUGAUACUCUGUUUGUGGGUAACAUAUGCAAGACAUGGACAAAAGAGGCUUUGAAAGAGAAGCUAAGGCAUUAUGGUGUUAAGGAUCUUGAGGAUUUGACAUUGGUUGAAGACAGUAACACUGCGGGGUUAAACAGAGGCUUUGCCUUCCUGGAGUUCUCGUCCCGAUCUGAUGCCAUGGAUGCUUUUAAGCGUCUACAGAAGAGGGAUGUAGUAUUUGGAGUAGAUAGGCCCGCAAAAGUUUCUUUUGCCGACUCCUUUAUCGACCCCGGUGAUGAAAUAAUGGCUAAGGUUAAGACUGUUUUUGUGGAUGGUAUAUCUGCAUCUUGGGCUGACGAGCAUGUGAAGAAUCUUCUUGAGAAGUAUGGGGAGAUUGAGAAAAUUGAGCUUGCCCGUAAUAUGCCAUCGGCCAGGAGAAAGGAUUUUGGAUUUGUUACAUUUGACACCCAUGAUGCUGCUGUUAUUUGCGCUAAAAGUAUCAACAAUGAGGAGCUGGGCGGAGGAGAUGAUAAGGUUAAAGUUAGGGCAAGAUUGUCAAGACCCCUUCAGAGAGGCAAAGGGAAGAGCGUUGCUCGAGGUGACUCGCGGCCUGUGCGUGGGUCAGUUAGAGGUGCUAGGAGUCCAUGGGGUGGCCCUGUUAACCGUAGUGCCUCCUUCCGUGGGUCUGUAGGAACUGGAUCGCGUAUUCCUCCUGUAGCUGAUCGCGGGUAUAGAAGACCUGCUGGGAUUCGGGAUAGAAGACCAGUCGUGGCUCCUCCUCCUCCUCGAAGUAGGCCAGCUGCUCCCUUACCGAGGUCCUAUGACAGGAGGCCGCCGCCGCCUGUUACAUCAUACUCCAAGAGCGGUUUGAAGAGGGAUUAUGGUCACCGAGAGGAGCUUCAUCCUAGAAGCAGAGCUGCAGUAGACUACAGCUAUCGAGAAGUUUCAGAUAGACGUAUGCAAUAUAAAGACGAUUAUCCUCCUCGCGCACCUGCUUACCCUGAUUAUCCUAGAGUUGAUGUUCCGAGGUCUGCAGAAAGAAGACCUUAUGUGGAUGAUGGCUACAGUCAAAGGUAUGAAAGGCCUCCUCCAAGUUACAGGGAUGCACGUGGUCGUGAAUACGUUUCUAUGCCUGGUUCUAAACGCCCAUAUGCUGUCUUGGAUGAUGGCCCUCCACGCUAUUCCGAGGCUGGGAUGCGUCACUCUCGUGCACGUCUAGAUUAUGAUCUUGGUAGUGGAGCUUCUCACUAUGGUGAUGCUUACAGUGAUAGGUUAGGGAGGUCAAACAUUGGUUAUGGUGGAAGUCGAGGCUCUUUACCCAGUCAAGAUCCCCAUGGGUUUUACAGUGGUCGUCAAGGAAUGGGUUACAAUGGAGGUCCUUAUGGUGGUAGCAAUGUUGGUGGGAUGUACUCAUCAAGCUCUGGUGGUGGUUAUAUGUCACGUGGGAGUAAUGUUGACAGUAGCUCUUAUUCUUCACUUUACCCUGGACGGGGUUUGGGUGGAAGUAGCUAUAUGGGAAGCAGUGGUUCCAGAAAUGGAGUUGAGGAGAGGCUGCUCUAGGAUGUGGAAGGUUUCAAUUAUGAAAUUUUAAUGCUCACAUUUCCAGAUGAGAUAUUAUUCGGACAUAAGAAAUUUUCAUGGUUUGAGAGACAAAUACGAGUAUUAUCUUAAGGUGUUUUGAUGCACAACAAACUAUUUGUAGAUGUAACGGAUUGGAUUCUAUUAUUUAUAAAAUGCUGUACGGGUUGUUAAGUUUCAGAACUAAGACGAGACCGUCUACCGGAUGUGAUGUUUUAUAAAAAAAUGUGUUAAGGUACUUCCCCCCUAUUGUUGCACACAAAACUUACGGAAAAGUAUGCAUUUUAUGUUUCGAGGAGAAAACAACAAUAUGGAAAAGCCUCAAAAGUCGUAUGGCAUGUGGAUUUUGGGUCCAUAUGUUUUGCUGGUAGGUGCAGGUUAUUGGAUAAGCAAGAUAUAACUUUCCUAUACCAAAGCAUAAAAUGGUUGCAAUCUAUUCGUUUUCCAAUUCAAGGAGGUCCACCAAGACAAAUGGAAAUGACUACGGAUGCUCUGGAAGAAUGUCAAUUGAGUUUCUGGCUCUGGUUACUCAUUAAUGGAUUUACGCGCUUUUACAAAUGCUCAGAAAUGAAUCUAUUUACUGGAUUAGCACACCGUUACAUUUAUGGAAAUGAGAUGAGCAUGUUGGAACUGGAACCUUCUACAUUAUCUGAAUCAAGACUUCUUAGUAGCAUUGUAUUUCUCAUUAUGUGCUAUAGGAAUCAUACAUGUCUGAUUAAUUAGGUGUUAUUUUGGAGGUCUGGCGUUCCUAUGAAGUGAAAGAGACUACUUUCCUGAGACCAAGAAAAUUUUCAUUGAGUUAUUUUCUGGUUGGUCUCCUUAACAAGACGACAUUUCAGUACAAUGUCUGUAGCUUUCUUCUGAGUUUAGGUGGCUGAUGAUACAUGCAUCUUCUGAUACAACUUUGGCGUAUGUUAUAUCUUUGCUUGAAGCCGCCUUGUUUGUUCUCACCUCAUAAGUUGAAUUGGUUUUGUUCAACUUAAGUGGUAUUUAGUGGAGAAAUCACAUUAAAAUUAGGGAAUUUUAGUAUAGUCUUUCUAUCGGACCUAAUAACAUAGGAAAAGUUGGACUUUAAGCAAGCAGAAGUUGGAUUUGUUUCGUUUGGUCUUUUGGUCUGAUCAAAUGCAUUGAGAAGUAAUGCCGUCAAGGUUCAAUGGUCUUGGGUGAAUAUUCCCUCGUAGUUCAAGUCAUCAGGGGCAAUGAAUAUGCGUUCUAGUCCUUUAGUUCACUUUAAACUUUGAAGGAAAUAUAUAUAUUACUCUUUUCAGGGUUUAAAAACUCAGAUGGUCUGCACUUUUUUCUUUAUAUCCUCUCUUUAUUUUUCUUCUCUUUAAGUGGAUAGUUACAAAAAUCCCAUUGAGUUUCGAGUUAAUGACCAAAGGAGCCCAACAGUAGGAGAGUGUGUCUAUAUUUUGAAGGGUUGAUGUGCAUUCCUUUUACGUCUUAAAUGUGUUUUUGCAUUGUAGAAAUUUCUAUAAUGACAUGACUUGUCAUUUUUGCAUUGUAGAAAUUCCUUUUACGUACAUGCCUUUUUUUAGUAUUUCGAAUAAUCGAGUGUGGGGAGUUUGCUUCAGUUACUAAUUCGGGCUGGUACAUGGUUGAACUAAGAUAUACAAUGUAAAGAAGUUCUCUCUGAUGUCACGUGACUUCCAGGUUGUUUUAGGAACUCAAAUAACAUGUGAUGCUCAUUUGUUUGUGUUCAAGUGAUGUAUGAGUGUUCACAGGGUCUGAGGUUUUUUCAGAUGGGAGUUGAGGAAUGCUGUUCUCUUUUCAUGUACUCCCAAGGGGUGUUUAUACAGAUCAUUUUGUAGCCAUUUUCAUUUAUAUUUUUUUUUUGUACAACUAUGUUGGUAUUUAUAAAAAUGUAAACCAGAUAUGUAGUCUACGUAGUAUUCUUGACAUUAUUGAUUAUUGAUUGUAUCCGAAUGAAUUACAUAAUGGUAAC
Striga asiatica is the source of this 4530-nucleotide messenger RNA. The record is from the annotation of a GenBank genome assembly. Lineage: Eukaryota; Viridiplantae; Streptophyta; Magnoliopsida; Lamiales; Orobanchaceae.